This is a messenger RNA of Clarias gariepinus (North African catfish), 1304 nucleotides long. RefSeq names its product transformer 2 beta homolog (gene tra2b). Lineage: Eukaryota; Metazoa; Chordata; Actinopteri; Siluriformes; Clariidae. Gene Ontology annotation, molecular function: RNA binding. Gene Ontology annotation, biological process: positive regulation of mRNA splicing, via spliceosome. Bases 386 to 1150 code for a protein of 254 amino acids. The transcript is spliced from 9 exons. Gene Ontology annotation, cellular component: spliceosomal complex. The record is from RefSeq and is a predicted model, not a curated record.
GGCGCGGACAGAGCGGUGUGUGUGUGUGUGUGUGUGUGCAGUGUUAGCGCUUUCUCUCUCUCACACACACACACACACACACACAAUGAGCGACACGGAGAAGAAGUUUACCGAGCGGGAGAAGACGAGACGUCAGAAGAUGAAGUCAGAUGGCAUUUAAAAUGACUUUAAAAAAAAAAGAAACGAACAAAAAGCAGAGUUGCAUGCUAAUGCUAACGGCGAUGCGCGAAGCUCCCGUUGCGGUGUGUAGCGUUUAUGGGCGGAGGGACAGGAUGAGGGGAAGAAGGAAGCAGUUGAAGGCAGAGACACAAAUGAAGUGGAAGAAAGAAGAACAGCGGGGGUUGAAGUAAUGAAGUUAACGUGAAGUUGUCCACGCUCAGUAAAUAUGAUUGAGUCGCACUCGGAGUCGAGGAGUGAGAGUCAUCAAGGGUCACACAAAUCAACCAGCCGAUCCCCGGCGCGCUUGCCUGCACACUCCAAACACGAUUCACGCUCCAAAUCGCGAUCACGCUCCAAGUCUGACUCUUGUUCACAUCGCAGUUCCCGGAGACGCUACAGUCGCUCGCGCUCCCGACGACGCCACUCGCGCAGCCGCUCCUACAGCGGGUACUCACGGCGCCGAAGGAGCCCCUCCCACUCCCCCAUGAGCAACCGCCGGAGACACGUAGGCAACCGGGCGAACCCCGACCCCAACACCUGUUUAGGAGUGUUUGGGUUGAGUUUGUACACCACAGAGCGAGAUCUGCGGGAAGUCUUCUCCAAGUACGGCCCGCUCGCGGACGUGUGUAUCGUCUAUGAUCAGCAGUCGCGUCGCUCCCGAGGGUUCGCCUUCGUGUACUUCGAGAGCAAAGAGGACGCGCAGGAGGCUAAAGAGAGAGCGAACGGUAUGGAGCUGGACGGCCGCAGGAUCCGAGUCGACUUCUCCAUUACCAAGAGACCACACACACCCACACCGGGGAUCUACAUGGGCCGGCCCACAUAUGGAGGUCCCAGUCGACGUCGUGAUUAUUAUGAUCGAGGGUGUGAUCGCUAUGAAGACCGUGAUUACUACAGCAGGUCAUACAGGAGAAGGUCUCCGUCUCCGUACUACAGUCGUGGUGGAUAUCGCUCACAUUCACGCUCCCGCUCCUACUCCCCCCGUCACUACUGACCCCUGUCUGUGUCUGAAGCCAUGAUGAUGAACACAGCUGUGCUGAGCCGUGUGUGUGUGUUCUCUAUGUCUUGGAUGCAUUUUUGGUUAUAUCUAUAAAGUUGUGUGUGUGUGUGUGUGUUCUAUUAAUGCUUUAGUUUUUUUCUCAAUAAAC